AUGACUGAAUAUUACGGAACUCUUCAGAAGAGACCGUUGGAACAAGAGUCUGUGGCAGAGGGAAAUGGUGGCUUGGAGUCUGGGAAGAAAGCGAGGGGAGAUUCUGACGUGUUUGCCGCGAGGAGUCCGGAGAAUGAGGACGUAGAUGUGGAUGCGGAUGCGGAUGUGGAUGCGGAUGCGGAUGCUGAUGCAGAUGCAGAGGAAGAUGCUCAGAAGGAUAUACUGGAAGAAACUAAGGCCGACGAAUUGGACGAAGUGGUUGAUGAAUACGAAGAGAAAGAAGUCUCUUCUAAUUUCAACGGUACGGCAUCUGACCAUGUUGGUAUAACAUCUUCUAACACAGGUUCUACAGCACUAGCUGCUUCUUCGGCUGAUACUAAUAGCGGUAGUGGUAAUGGUACUGGUACCAUGGCCACUAAUGGUACUUUGAGCGAUAGACAGUAUGCCCCCCAGAAACCGGAACAUCCGAUAAAGUUGGAAAGACGUUCGGUUUCUAGGAAGUAUGUUUUCCCUGUCAUUUCAAAAGAGGAUUCUCUUAAUGCCCGUUCUUACUUGAAACAGUUUGGUUCCGCUAGGUUCUUGGACGAUUACCUACCAGAGGACUUGAACUCUUUAUACGUGUAUCAUAUGAUCAAGUUAUUGGGAUUUCAGAUCAAAGAUAAAGAAUUGAUGCUUGCCAUACAGGAAGUGGUCCAUAACGCUGACAACGAUGAUAGUUUACCUCAGAAGAACAGCUCUGAAACUAAAAAUGUAUCAGAUACAUAUACAGCUACUUAUCCAAGUCCAAGUUUCGAAGAUCCUUUAGAAAAGAAGCAUGCUGUUAGAUUGAUCAAAGACUUGCAAAAAGCAAUGAACAAAGUGUUAUCGACUAGAAUUAGACUAACCAACUUCCAUACCAUCGAUGAUUUCGUGGCAAAGUUGAAAACUGCUAAAAAAAUUAUUGUACUAACGGGCGCAGGUAUCUCAACUUCUUUGGGUAUCCCUGAUUUCAGAUCAUCUGAAGGUUUCUACUCUAAGUUGGGAGAUCUUGGAUUAAAUGAUCCACAAGAUGUUUUCAGUUUGGAAGUUUUCACGGAGGAUCCAUCUGUCUUUUAUAAUAUUGCUCAUAUGGUGCUACCCCCAGAGAACAUGUAUUCACCUUUACACAGUUUCAUCAAGAUGAUCCAGGAUAAAGAUAAACUUUUGCGGAAUUAUACGCAGAAUAUUGAUAAUUUGGAGUCUUACGCCGGUGUAGAACCUGAAAAGAUGGUUCAAUGCCAUGGUUCAUUUGCAACUGCAUCCUGUGUCACAUGCCAUUGGAAGAUUCAAGGUGAAAGAAUCUUCCCAAAUAUCAGAAACCUACAACUUCCUAUUUGCCCUUACUGCUAUAGCAAAAGACUAGAGUUUUUCAAGACCAAGACUGAUGAAGAGCUUGCAGAUGGCGAGGAUGAUGAUAUGGAUGACCAUCAUGGACGGUCAGUACCCAAAUCUUUUGGUGUGUUAAAACCUGAUAUCACAUUUUUCGGUGAAGCCCUUCCGUCGAAAUUCCAUAGACUAAUUAGAGAAGACGUUUUACAAUGUGAUUUACUCAUCUGCAUUGGUACAUCUUUGAAAGUCGCACCGGUAUCAGAAAUUGUUAACAUGAUUCCUGCCCAUGUACCACAAGUUCUAAUCAACAAAGACCCAGUAAAGCAUGCCGAAUUCGACCUAUCCCUUCUUGGUUUAUGUGAUGAUGUCGCAGCGUUAGUGGCUCAAAAAUGUGGUUGGGAUAUACCACAUGAUAAUUGGAACAAACUGAAAAAUAAGGUAUUUGACUCCGAAGAGGUGGAAAGGGGUGUUUAUAAGGUCCACCCGUUGAAUGAAUCUCCUGCAGAACUAGAAGCAGAAGAGGAGAAGCAUUUACCCUUACAGCAAUCGACUGCUGCAUUAACUCCUCCUGUGUCACUAUCUGCAGAUUCCCCUGGCAGAUCAUCUUCAUCAUCUCCACAACCUCCAACACAAACCGAUAUUGCAAAUAAUCAAACUAGUACAUAA
Molecule: messenger RNA, 2013 nt
Organism: Kluyveromyces lactis
Lineage: Eukaryota; Fungi; Ascomycota; Saccharomycetes; Saccharomycetales; Saccharomycetaceae
Exons: 1
Coding region: 1-2013 (670 amino acids)
Molecular function (GO): NAD+ binding
Source: RefSeq, a predicted model, not a curated record